This is a messenger RNA of Mobula hypostoma (lesser devil ray), 11436 nucleotides long. It is a transcript of the gene acss2, whose product is annotated as acyl-CoA synthetase short chain family member 2. Lineage: Eukaryota; Metazoa; Chordata; Chondrichthyes; Myliobatiformes; Myliobatidae. The record is from RefSeq and is a predicted model, not a curated record. The transcript is spliced from 19 exons. Gene Ontology annotation, molecular function: AMP binding; acetyl-CoA synthetase activity. Gene Ontology annotation, cellular component: cytoplasm. Bases 141 to 2240 code for a protein of 699 amino acids.
GGCGCUGCGACGGUCGGCGGGCGGAAUUGGCUGCGCGGACCCGCUCUUCUUUGGGCUCAGCGCGCUGGCAUUUCGCUGCUCGUCUUAAAGCCUCGGCUGGUUUCUGAUCUCCAGUGGCGACCAUCGCUUUGACAGUCAUCAUGAUCCCUGACAAGAUACCAGUUGGAGGAGACAUCUACUAUGGUGCUGCUGAAAUUACUAAAGGGGCUCAUGUGCCGAAUUUCCAAAAAUACAAGGAACUGUACUUACAUUCCAUACAGAACCCGGAAGAGUUCUGGGGGAAAAUUGCGAAAGAAUUCUACUGGAAAACGCCCCAAACUGGCAGUUUCCUGGACUAUAACUUUGAUCAUACAAAAGGAAAAGUUUACGUCAAAUUGAUGGAAGGUGCUACUACAAAUAUAUGCUACAAUCUCUUGGACAGAAACGUUUAUGACAAAAAGCUGGGGGAUAAAAUUGCAUUUUACUGGGAAGGGAAUGACCCUGGGGACAGUAUGGAAAUAACUUAUAAGGGCCUUUUACAGCAAGUCUGCAAAUUUGCCAAUGUUCUACGAGCUCAGGGAGUGAAGAAAGGAGACAGAAUUGCAAUAUACAUGCCUAUGAUUAUAGAAUUGGUUGUUGCCAUGUUAGCUUGUGUCAGAAUAGGCGCAAUCCAUUCCAUUGUGUUUGCAGGAUUUUCUUCAGAAUCUCUGUGUGAAAGAAUUCUGGAUUCUCGCUGCACUUUUUUGGUUACAGCAGAUGGAUUCUACAGAGGUGAUAAACUCAUAAACCUGAAGCAGGUAGUGGAUGAAGCACUGAGGAAGUGCAGAGAGAGGAACUUCCAUGUGCGCAAAUGCAUUGUUGUAAAGCACAAUGGAGGAACAGAAGAAGCUGGUGAAGCUGAGACUUCAAUUACUCCGGAAUCACCUCCUGCAAAGCGGCCCUGUCAGGGUAAGGACAAUGAGGAAACAAAGAAUACUCAUCAUAAAAUCCAGGUACCGUGGAAUGCAGAUGUUGAUGUUUGGUGGCAUGAGCUAUUGAAGGAAGCCAGUGAUGAAUGUGAACCGGAAUGGUGCAAGACUGAAGAUCCUCUGUUUAUCCUUUACACUAGUGGAUCAACCGGAAAGCCAAAGGGUGUUCAGCAUACAAUUGGAGGCUAUCUUCUUUACACUGCUACAACCUUUAAGUAUGUAUUUAACUACCAACCGGAUGAUAUCUAUUGGUGUACAGCUGACAUUGGAUGGAUUACAGGACAUUCGUAUGUCACUUAUGGACCUCUGGCAAAUGGUGCAACGAGUGUCAUGUUUGAAGGUAUACCAACUUACCCAGAUUCAAGUCGAUUCUGGGAGGUAAUCGAUAAGUACAAAGUGACAACGUUUUACACUGCACCCACGGCUAUUCGACUGUUAAUGAAAUUUGGAGAUGGUCCAGUUAAAAGGUUUAGUAGGCAGUCUUUGAAAAUCCUUGGUACAGUGGGAGAGCCAAUAAACCCAGAGGCCUGGCAUUGGUACUAUACAGUAAUUGGUAAUGGGCGAUGUCCAAUUAUGGAUACCUUCUGGCAGACCGAGACUGGUGGUCACAUGAUAACUCCUCUUCCAGCUGCUAUCCCACAGAAGCCAGGAUCAGCUACUUUUCCCUUUUUUGGUGUGGUUCCUGCCAUUCUUAAUGAAUCUGGAGAGGAGCUAGAAGGAGAGGCCGAAGGUUAUCUGGUAUUCAAGAAACCUUGGCCCUCUAUAAUGCGUACCGUUUAUGGCAAUCAUGAACGUUUUGAAACCAUCUAUUUUAAAAGGUUUCCUGGAUAUUUUGUCACCGGAGAUGGUUGCAGGAGAGAUCGAGAUGGUUAUUACUGGAUCACAGGAAGGAUUGAUGACAUGGUGAAUGUAUCUGGGCAUCUUUUGAGUACUGCAGAAGUGGAAUCUGCAUUAAUUGAACAUGCUGCCGUAGCAGAAGCUGCUGUUGUUAGCCACCCCCAUCCUGUGAAGGGAGAGAGCCUCUACUGCUUUGUGACUCUAAAGGAUGGACACGAGUUUACUAAUACAGUUGUCACUGAACUGAAAAAUCAAGUUCGAGAAAAAAUAGGUCCUAUUGCUACUCCUGAUUACAUACAAAAUGCACCUGGAUUGCCCAAAACCCGCUCUGGUAAAAUUAUGAGGCGCAUUUUGAGGAAAGUUGCCCGAAAUGAGGAGGAUCUUGGAGAUGUAUCAACUCUUGCAGAUGAAUCAGUUAUAGACGAACUCUUCAGCAACAGAUGCAAAACCACUUAAAAUAGAUUUAUAUAUAUUCAGUAUACAUGAAAAUUCAUCACAUGUAAUUUAAUAAAUAUAUAAUGUGCUUGGGGAAAAACAAUCCUGAUCUAUAGAAAACCUGAGGCUAAAAUAUCAAAGAAUUCUAUAGAUCAUGGUGAUAAAUGAUUGGUUUGUGGGAUACUGUAUUGAUGUUUGUUUUUAUGGGGAAUUAAUUUCAAUAAGUAAUGCAUUUGCAAUAAUUUUGAUUUUAGCAACAUUUUAAAACUACAACAUUUUAAAUAUUUGUUUUUUUGCAUUGUGUUGUCUGUAUUUCAUAUAUAUAUAUAUAUAUAUAUAUAUAUAUAUAUAAAAAAAAGUUUGCUUUUUGUGUAGUAUUACACCAAACAUUCCAAACUAUUUUAAGCAAAGAUUUUUAGAAAAUUAUCUUUUUGUUUUAAUAAUAAAACAGAUGAGAGUAAGUGUUUUACCUUUUGAUUGUAGACAAGAAGUCAUGGACUUCUGCAUUAUUUUGUUACACUGUUCCAGAGUUAAGUUACUAUUAAUUCUUCUUAUUGGAUUUUUGACCAUUUUGGGAAGACUAUUUUAAAUGUUUUUCUUUUUUUAAAAAAAAGUGACUUUAGAGAUAUAUAUGUUCUAUUGGAAGGCAUAACAUUGGAUUAUUUGUUUACUCCUAGCAUUCUGUUCCAACACUACUCGUGGUAUUUAUGGAACUCCAUUUUUCUUACUGGAUGAGAAUUUUUAUUGAAAAUAGUGUGCACUUAUGCUUGCAAAUUAUAUUUUACCUAGUCUUUGGCACUGCUUUAACUGAUGAAUAUGUAUGCUUCAAUUAAAACGCAUUUUUUUGUACAUAUCGUGUUCUCACACAAGAUGUGGUUCAAGGAAUACAAAAUUAACAUUUAACCAUUGUUCCCGUGUUCUUGAAUGUUUUAUAGAUGGCCAAAACAGUAGACUUACCUCCAGUAGACUUAAUCAGUCUGAGUAUUUGUGACUGGUUGAUUUAAGUUUCUAGGCAACUCCAGAUUUGUUAAUGGUAAGGUAAUUCAAUGGUGACGUUAGUUGGUUAGACUUGAAGGUGGUUAUUUUGUCUAGUAAUCAUCAAACAAACAUUUCUGCAUCUUGCAUAAAGGUGGAAGGAGGGCAUUAAUGAAGAGGUAAUAUACUGCCCUCAGUGAGUGCUGUAUUGAUAUCCCGGGACUGAGACAAUUAACUUUCAAUAACUAUAGUCACCGUCUUUUGGCUAAAUACAGCUGCAGUGAAUGGUGAAUUUUUACCCCAGACUAGUAGAUUGUUGAUAGCAAUGUCAAAUGGUUCUGAUCAUUUGUAGGUCAAGCCAGACAGCUAUGUCCUUCAGGACUUGGUCAUACAGUGAUGGUGAUGCUAAGCUUUUUUUUAAAAAAAUGUCUGUUAAAGUCUUCUAUCAAACAUAUAUUCUUAGUUGUAGUUUCUCCUCAGCACAUCCUCCAAGUAGUCUUCAUGCACAAAGGAUUCCUGUUUAAAGUCAAAGUAAAUAUAUUAUCAAAGUACAGUAUGUAUAUGUCACCAUAUGCUACCUUGGGUUUCAUUUUCUUGCAGGCAUUUACAGGAAAAUAAAAAUACAAUAGAAUUUAUGAAAAGCUAUACACAAAAUGAGAUGAGGGUUGAGAUUUUAAAUGGGAGAAAGGCCAAUUUUGAUGGUAUCAGAAAGAACCUAGCAAGUGUCGAUUGUGACAGGUUGGUUUUUGGCCAAGGUGUACUGGGUGAGUGGGAGGCCUUCAAAAGUGAAAUUUUGAAAGUACAGACUUUGUGUGUUCCUGUCAGAAUAAAAGGCAAUGAUAUAGAUUUUAGGGAACCUUGGUCUCUAGAGUUCACAUAGAAUGAUCUGGAAAAACAAAGAUCAUCAAGUGAGUAGCAAUUCUGUGGAUGAAAUUGCCUUGUUAAUGAGAGGUCAGAGGAGAAUGGCCUGACUGGUGGAAGCUGAUGGGAAAGUGAGAGUAACUCAAAUAACCGCAGGCUGCAUCAAAGGUGGGGAGAAAAACAUGGGCUAUAGCAGCAGAAGACCACACUGAGUCCCACUCUUGUACCUUUUAUUAAAAAAAAGUGGCCACCAAGUGUAUAUACAGGAUAAGAACUUGUUCCACCAUACCACACUAAUUCUGACCCAAAAGCAAAGGAGAAAGAACCAGAACUUUGCAAGAAAGUGAAGGAAAGGAAAUGAGAUAGGUAGAAUCACCUUAAACAAACUGCACUAACUGCUGCCUGUACUCUACCUAAUUCCAAACUUUGAAUUUGUACAAUUGCUGUGAUAUACAGUAUGCAUUGUUUUGCACCCUGGUCCCUGAGGAAUAUUGUAUCAUUUAGCUGUAUACAUGUACAGUUGAAUGCAAUAAACUUGAACCUGAAAGCAAGAAAAUUAACUGAAAACAUUAAUACCACUUAGAUCUCAGUUUUGGUCAAGAUGGCACUCAGCUGUGAUAUCUGUAGAUGUGGCUCAGAUUUUCUUUUUCUUUUAGGUUCAUAGGGAUGAUUUUGGGACAACAUGGUGAUUAGGGCUUAAGGACAGGAAUAAGAGAGAUUUAUAAGACAGGGACAGGAUCCUAUCCAAGCACAUAAGUGCAACUGUGGGGGGAAAAAAAAGGACAGCAGCGUCUCUACUUCCUUAGAAGUUUGCGGAGGUACAGCAUGACAUCGAAGCCUUUGGCAAACUUCUAAUGAUGUGUAGUGGAGAGUAUAUUGACUGGCUGCAUCCUGGCCUGGUAUGGAAACACCAAUGCCUUUGAAUGGAAAAUCUUACAAAAGAUAUUGGAUGCAGCCCAGUACAUCAUAGGUAAAGCCUUCCCAACCAUUGAGCACAUCUAUAUGAAAUGCUGUCAUAGGAGAGCAGCAUCCAUCAUCAGGGAUCCCUACCACCCAGACCAUGCUCUUUCUUUCACUGCUGCCAUCAGGAAGAAGGUACAAAAGACUCAGGACUCACACCACCAGGUUCAAGAACAGUUAAUACCCCUCAACCAUCAGGCUCUUGAACAAAAGGGGAUAACUUCACUCAAUUUCACUUGCUCUGUCAUUGAAACAUUCCUACAACCAAUGAUCUCACUUUCAAGGACUCUUUAUCUCAUGUUCUCGUUAUUUAUAUUUGCAUUUGCACAGUUUGUUAUCUUCUGCACUCUGAUUGAUCAUUCCUUGAUCCUGUUAUAGUUACUAUUCUACAGAUUUGCUGAGUAUCCCCACAAGAAAAUGAAUCACAGGGUUGUAUAGGGUGACAUCCCUGUACUUUGAUUAUAAAAUUUACUCUGGACUUCAGGCCAGUGUUGAGUCCAGGUUGGUGUGCUUCAUGAUUGAUGCUGAGCGAGUCUGGAAGUUGGGUUGGCAAAGACCACCGAUUCCCAAGUCGGUGAGUCCUGGGUCAGAGGUCUGUAGAGUCAGGAGUCACAAGGGCCAGUAAUCCACCCCCAGAGGUCUCUGAAUACAGAAGUUGAUGCCAAAUCUAUGAUUACUGAAGGUCAAAUCUAUGAUUACUGAGCUAGGAGUUGAGCCUGAAAGUUAAACCUGUGAUUGUGGUGUCUUGGGGUUGAUAACCAGAAGUCGUUGAGGUCCAGUCCAGAGGGCAAAGCUCGAGGUCGAAGUCCAGAACUCGUAGAGUCUGAUGGUCAAAGCCUCUGGGUCGGGUUGUCCGGAGGGCAAGGGCCCAAUGGUUGUGAGUUUGGGUCAGUGAUGACAGGUUGGAGGACCUAUGUGUAUGAAUUUGAGGACAAAGACUAGAGCCUACAAGAACUGACCAGAAGAGGAUUUUUGUUAUCAGGAUUGCAUGAUCAUACAACAGUAUCUCAACUUUGAAUAGCUAGUUCUUGUAGUCUGUAACAUUGUACCUUUGCUGAAUGAGAACCCUUUUCCUCAACGUUGUGCAGCAAUCCUCUCAUCAGAAUCUAAAGCAACUUCCUUAUUUUUAAUUCUACUGUAAAUCAACGUGGAUACACAUUAAAUAGACAGUGGUUGGAGUCUUGAUUUAGAUAUGUGUGUUCUUGCCUUACCGAAACCUUACAAAUGUUACAAUGAUUGGUCAUACAAUGGACUCAUACCCUCCAAUUUUGCUACAUUAUUGAUUUCACUUGCUUUGUUCACUACUGAAAUUAAAGUGUAAGCUAGAAUUAUUGAUUUCUUGAAACUUUAUCCUACAUUUAAAGCACCCUGACUGUUCAAAAAUCAACAUCAUAAUUAGUUCACCUAAAUCUUUUUUCAUUAAAAGUUUGCAUGUGCUAAUAUUUGAGUCCAAUUAUCUAUUCCACUCAACUUUUGUUCUUUGAAAUUAUUCUGGGCAUACACAGCACAUUAUGAAAUUAGCAGGUAAACUGUAGUUGUAUCUCCUAUACUGAAAAUAUAAACUCAUCUUGAUAUUUUGUGGUGAACAUUCUUUACAUCCAAUUAAAGGUAAUGUUUUGGGAAGAGUGGGUUAUGGAACAAAAGCAAAAUGUAAGGCAGUUGCAGAUUAUUUCGGACAAAUGAAACAGCGCCAAUGAUAGAUCACCAUUUAUCAUUCAGCGAAGAAAACAUUGACUGGCUGCAUCAUGGCCUGGUAUGGAAAUGCCAAUGUUUUUGAAUAGAAAAUCCUACAAAAAGAAGUGGAUUCACUCAAGGACAUCACGGGUAAAGCCCUCUCAACCAUUGAGUGUAUUUACAUGAAACACUGUUACUACCCCUCAACUAUCAGGCUCUUAAAUAAAAAGGGAUGACUACACUCAACUUCAUUAGCCCCAGCACUGAAAUGUUCUCACAGCCAAUUAUCUUACUUGCAAAGAAAACAUGGAAAUCUUACAGCACCUUACAGGCCCUUUGGCCCACAACGUUUUGCUGACCACUCCAGAAGCUGCUGAGAAUUUCCUUACCACAUAACCCUCUAUUUUCUAAGCUCCAUGUACCUAUCUAAGAGGCUCUUAAAAGACCCGAUUCUAUCUGCCUCUCCCAUCGUCGCUGACAGUGCAUUCCAUGCACCCAACACUCUCUGUGUGAAAAACUUACCCCUGACAUCUCCCUUGUGCUUACUUCCAAGCACCUGAAAACUAUGCCCCCUCCCGUUAUUCAUUUCAGCCCUGGGGAAAAAGCCUAUGGCUAUCCACAUGAUCAAUGCCUCUCAUCAUCUUAUACACCUCUAUCGGGUCACCUCUCAUCCUCCAUUGCUCAAAGGAGAAAAGGCCAAGUUCACUCAACUGAUUCUCAAAAGGCAUGCUCUCCAAUCCAGGCAACAUCCUUGUAAAUCUCCUCUGCACUCUCUCUUUAGUAUCCACAUCCUUCCUGUAAUGAGGUGACCACAAAUGAACACAGUGCUCCAAGUGGGGUCUAACUUAAGGGCUUAUAUAGUUGUAAUAUUACCUCACGACUCUUGAACUCAAUCCCAUGGUUGAUGAAGGCCAACACACUAAACACCUUAACACACUGUCAACCUGUGCAGCAGCUUUGAGUGUCUUAUGGACAUGGACCCCAAGAUCUCGCUGAUCCUCCACACUGCCAACAGUCUUACCAUUAAUAUUAUAUUCUGUCUUCAAAUUUGACCCACCAAAAUGAAUCACUUCAUACUUAUUUGGGUUGAACUCCAUCUACCACUUCUCAGCCCAGUUCUGCAUCCUAUCGAUGUCAAGCUAUAACCUCUGACAACCCUCUGGACUAUCCACAACACCCCCAACUUUUGUGUCAUCAGCAAACUUACCAACCCAUCCUUCUACUUCCUCAUCCAGGUCAUUUAUAAAAAUCACAAAGAGGAGGGGUCCCAGAACAGAUCCCUGUGGAACACCACUGGUCACCGUUCUCCAUGCAGAAUAUGACCCAUCCACAAUCAUCCUUUGCAUUGUGUAGUCAAGCCAAUUCUGGAUCCACAAAGCCAGGUCUUCUUGGAUCCCAUGCCUCAUUACUUUCUGAAUGAGCCUUGCAUGGAACCUUAUCAAAAGCCCUACUGAAAUCCAUACACGCUACAUCCACUGCUCUACCUUCAUCAAUGUGUUUUGUUACAUCCUCAAAGGAUUCAGUCAGGUUGGUAAGGCAUGACCUGCCCUUGACAAAGCCAUGCUGACUGUCCCUAAUCGAGUUAUGUCUCUCUAAAUGUUCAUAAAUUCUGCCUCUCAGAAUCUUUUCCAACAACUUGCCCACCACUGAAAUAAGACUCACUGGUCUAUAAUUUCCAGGAUUUUCUCUACUCCCUUUGUUGAACAAGGGAAACAACGUUUGCAACCUUCCAAUCCUCUGGUACUUCUCGUGGCCCUAUUGAUGCAAAGAUCAUCGCCAGAGGCUCAGCCAUCUCCUCCCCCACUUCCCACAGUAGUCUGGAGUAUAUCUCGUCCAGUCCCAGCAAAUUAUCUAACUUAAUACCUUUUAAAAGCUCCAGUACACCCUCUUUCUUAAUGUCCAUACACUCAAGCAUUUCAGUCCGCUGUAAGUCAUCCCCACAAUCACCAAGGUCCUUUUCACUGGUGAAUACUGAAGCAAAGUAUUGAUUAAGUACCUCCGCUACCUCCUCUGACUCUAUGCAUACGUUUCCACCAUGGCACCUGAUUGGUCCUAUUCUCACAUGGCUCAUCCUUUUGUUUUUCACAUACUUGUAGAAUGCCUUGGGGUUUUCUUUAAUCCUGCUCGCCAAGGCCCCUUCUAGCUCUCCUAAUUUCAUUCUUGAGCUCCUUUCUGGCACCCUUGUAAUUUUCUAUAGCUCUAACAGUACCUAGUUUCUUGAACCUUUCAUAAGCUUUUCUUUUCUUCUUAACUAGAUUUUCAACAGCCUUUGUACACCACAGUUCUUUUAUCCUAUAAUCCUUUCCCAACCUGAAUAGAACACACCUAUGCAGAACGCCAUGCAAAUAUUCCCUGAAUAUUUGCCACAUUUCUGCUGUGCAUUUCCUUGAGAACAUCUGCUCCCAAUUUAUGUUCCCCAGUUCCUGCCUAAUAACAUCAUAUUUCCCCCUACCCCAAUUAAAUGUUUUUCCAAAUUGUCUGCUCCUAUCCUUCUUCAGCGCCAUGGCAAAGGAGAUAGAGUUGUGAUCACUACCUCCAAAAUGUUCUCUGACCGAGAGAUCCGACACCUGAGCAGGUUUAUUUCCCAAUACCAGAUCAAAUACAGCCUCUCCUCCAGUUGGCUUAUCUACAUACUGCAUCAAGAAACCUUCCUGAACACACCGAACAAACUCCACCCCAUCUAAACCCCUUGCUCUAAGGAGAUGCCAGUCAAUAUUAGGAAAAUUAAAAUCACCCAUCACAACAAUCCUACUAUUAUUGCACUGUUCCAGAAUCUACCUCCCUAUCUGCUCCCCGAUGUCUCUGUUACUAUUGGGGGGGGGGGGUCUAUAAAAACACACACAGUAGAGUUAAAAUGACUCAGUAGACAAUCCCUCCAUGACUUCCUCCUUUUCUGCAGCCAUGAUACAAACUCUGAUUAGCAGUGCACUCCCCACCUCUUUUGCCCCCCUCCCUGUCCUUUUUGAAAUAUCUGAAGCUCAGCACACUCAGCAGCCAUUCCUGCCCGAGUCAUCCAAGUCUCUGUAAUGGCCAAAACAUCAUAGUUCCAUGCUCUAAGUUCAUCUGUUUUGCUUAUGAUACUCCUUGCAUUAAAGUCGACACAUCUGGCUGAGUGUUUCUUUGCUCUAUCAUCUGCCUAUUCUUCCUCACAAACUCCCUACAAGCUGUCACCACUUGUAUGCCAUCCACCCCAUCCUCUGCCUCUUCAGUUCGGUUCCCACCCCCCUGUAAAUCUAGUUUAAACCCUCCACAGUAGCAUUAGCAAACCUCCUUCCCAGGAUAUUGGUUACCCUCCAGUUCAGGUGCAACCCGUCCCACUUGUACAGGUCACCCCUUCCCCAGAAAAGGUUCCAAUAAUCCAAGAACUUGCAACCCUUUAUCUCAAAGAGUGGGAAUAAACGGGACCUUUUCAGAAUGGCAGGCAGUGACUAGUGGGGUACCAUAAGGCCCAGUUGAUUACAAUAUAUAUUAAUGACUUGGAUGAGGGAAUUAAAUGCAGCAUCUCCAAGUUUGCGGAUGACACAAAGCUGAGCGACAGUGUUAGCAGUGAGGAGGAUGCUAAGAGGAUGCAGAGUGACUUGGAUAGGUUGGGUGAGUGGGCAAAUUCAUGGCAGAUGCAAUUUAAUGUGGAUAAAUGUGAAGUUAUCCACUUUGGUGGCAAAAACAGGAAAACAGAUUAUUAUCUGAAUGGUGGCUGAUUAGGAAAAGGGGAGGUGCAAUGAGACCUGGGUGUCAUUAUACACCAGUCAUUGAAAGUGGGCAUGCAGGUACAGCAGGCGGUGAAAAAGGCGAAUGGUAUGCUGGCAUUUAUAGCGAGAGGAUUCGAGUACAGGAGCAGGGAGGUACUACUGCAGUUGUACAAGGCCUUGGUGAGACCACAACUGGAGUAUUGUGUGCAGAUUUGGUCCCCUAAUCUGAGGAAAGACAUCCUUGCCAUAGAGGGAGUACAAAGAAGGUUCACCAGAUUGAUUCCUGGGAUGGCAGGACUUCCAUAUGAAGAAAGACUGGAUGAACUAAGUUUGUACUCGUUGGAAUUUAGAAGAUUGAGGGGGGAUCUGAUUGAAACAUAUAAAAUCCUAAAGGGAUUGGACAGGCUAGGUGCAGGAAGAUUGUUCCCGAUGUUGGGGAAGUCCAGAACGAGGGGUCACAGUUUGAGGAUAAGGGGGAAGCCUUUUAGGACUGAGAUUAGGAAAAACUUCUUCACACAGACAGUGGUGAAUCUGUGGAAUUCUUUGCCACAGGAAACAGUUGAGGCCAGUUCAUUGGCUAUAUUUAAGAGGGAGUUAAAUAUGGCCCUUGUGGCUACGGGGAUCAGGGGGUAUGGAGGGAAGGCUGGUGCAGGGUUCUGAGUUGGAUGAUCAGCCAUGAUCAUAAUAAAUGGCGGUGCAGGCUCGAAGGGCAGAAUGGCCUACUCCUGUACCUAUUUUCUAUGUUUCUAUAUCAUGUUCUCCUUUUUUAUUGCUAAUUAUUUACAUUUACAUAGUUUGUUGUCUUUUGCACUCUGUUUAUCUUUCCUUGAUCUUGUUAUAGUUACUAGUCUGUAAAUUUCCUGAUUAUGCCCACAAGACAAUGAAUCUCAGGGUUAUAUAUGGUGACAUAUAUGUACUUUGAUAAUAAAAUUUACUUUGGACUUUGAACAGUGUGCAAUUCUGUAUUUCUGAAAUAUGUACACAUGCUGUAAAUCAUUUGCUUUCCUCUUUUUGACAAACUUUCCCAAUAUAUAAUAGCAGUUAUUGGUAUGAUUAAU